This is a messenger RNA of Penaeus vannamei (Pacific white shrimp), 2680 nucleotides long. Lineage: Eukaryota; Metazoa; Arthropoda; Malacostraca; Decapoda; Penaeidae. The record is from RefSeq and is a predicted model, not a curated record.
CUACGGCGUGGAGAUGUACCUCGGCUCAUCCCCGGUCCUGACCUCGGGCUACCUGGGUCAGCCCUUCAUCCACGACUACUCCAGACUACCGCUACAGGCCGCGUCGCCCCCUGCCAGCCCAGCCCCCUGCAGGCCAGCCCCCUGCACACCUUCUGGGGCCACAGCGCCAACGCCAACUGCAACGCGAACUUCAGCAGCCUCAGCAACAGCAACAACAACAACAACAGCAACAGUGGUUCCUCGUCUUUGUCUUCUUCCUCUUCUUCGUCUUCCUUUUCCUCUUCCAACAACAACAACAACAACAGCUACAGCCACAGCCACAGCAGUCACUUCCCCAGCAGUUUCAGAAGCGGGGUCGACGGGGGUCCGCUGUCGGCGUCCUGCUCGUCGGAGUACAGCCAGGGACUCUUCUCCAGAAACACUUUUCGGCGGGCGAGCAGUAGGCGGUCCCCCCCCAAGAAGGUGGUGGAGACGCCCACGCUCACCUUGCAGCCCAUCAAGUCAUGCCUCGUCGCACGCCAGGAGGACGAGUAUGAGCAGGAGGGCGCCGUCUCGCCGACCCGGUUAAAAAAGAGAGUGGUGUUCGCCGAUGACCAAGGUCGCCCGCUCACAGAAGUCCGCCUCCUCACAGAACGGUCCGACUGCCCGCGAUGGACCGCCGACUUCCUGGAGCAGGUGACCGGCGGCGCCAAGGCGGAGGCGCUGGCGGACCAGUGGGAGCUCGCCUUCCGCCAGCCGGCCUCGGACUACCUGGGGAUGAAGGCCCGGUUAGAGACCAACAACGUCUCGCUGGAAAACGUGGUGAUCAAGGAGUCCGAAGCCAGAGUCACCGGCACGGUUAAGGUCCGGAACCUGUCGUACCACAAGCAGGUGAAGGUGCGCUACACGACCAGCAACUGGCUCGCGCACGACGACGUCUACGCGGACUACGUGCCCUCCGCCGCGACCGCCACGGGAGCCUCCUACGACCUCUACGACACGUUCACCUUCGCCCUGCCGCUGCCCUCGUCCAACCAGGCGGACAAGCUGGAGUUCUGCGUGUGCUACACCUGCAGCGACGCCGAGUUCUGGGACAACAACAACAACCUGAACUACGUGCUGGUGUCUUUCCGGCCCAAGGGCGCCAAGCAGCAGGAGGCCAAGCCCAGGGACGCCUACCAAGUGAACCUGGACGCGUGGAGCGAAUUCGCGUCGUGGAACCACCUCAGCGUGGACGACUCGCCCUACUGGUGAGGUGAGGCCCCUGGGGGAGGAGGAGGAGGAGGAGGGGGGGGGAGCGACGGAGAGGAGGAGGAUGGCUAUGCGAUGCGGUAGGAGGAAGAGGAGGGAGAUAAAUAGGAGGAGGAGGAGGAAAAAGGAAAAGGAGGAGACAAGAAAAGCAUACAAAUUGAGGUGGAGGGGGGAAGCCGUGGACAGACAGUGCGGAGAGAGAGAAUCCAGACCGGAGAGAAGGAGAGAGAGACAGAAAGAGAGAGAAAGAGAGAAGAGGGAGAGAGAGAGAGAGAAGUGUUCCGUGUCUUCAACAUAGGCCCAGAGGCGACGGCGAAGGACGGUGACCUGACCAAGAGACGGACAUGGAGAGCAGAAGGAGAAAAAUGCAGAAGGAGAAAAAUGCCUUAGGCCUCUGGUGGUGCUAAUCAACGUGUACAUAUUUAGAGUUCUGUCGGUGUGUGCGUAGAAGAAUGAAAGUCUUAAGGAAGUGUAUCUUCUAUAUUAUAUAUACAUAAAUAAUCGUAUAUCUAUUUUAGUCCAGUGGAAGAAGUAGAAAAGGAGGAAUUUAUUUGGCCAAGAAGCUAAAGAAAGCAUUCGGAUGUGGCUGAAAAAUAAAUUAUAGUUUGAUUAUAUGUAUAUGUAUAUAUAUAUAUAUAUUUUCGUAAAUGUGGAUUACUGUCAAGUGCCUUUUAUUGUAAAGGUCUCGGCAGACAAUUGGAAAAGGGGAGAAAAAAAUAAAAAUAUAUUGGAACAACAAAAAUGGCCGGAGGAAAGACAAUGAGAGACAAACAAUAAAAGAUUGAAGAAAAAGGGAGGAAAAUAGGAUAUUUAUCUGGUUAAUCUCAGUGCUGUGGAUUAAUAUAUAUAUGUAUGAAUCUUCGUCGUACCCCAUCCCCACCCCCUCCCCCCCUGCCGCCUCCGUGUCUUUCAAGUGUUGCCAGAAUAAAAGAAGAAAAAAAAUAAAAGUGAACAUUUUUUUGAAGGGGGGGAUAUAUAUAUAUAUGUGUGUGUGUGUGUGUGUGGAAAAUAAAUAUCAAACUCGUGAAAAUACCCUCAUUUGUUCACCUUCUAUAUUGGCACCCCCCCCCUGUCCUUCUAUAUGGGCACCAACCCCCCCCCUCCCCACCCCCGCUCUCCGAUACCAAAACCUGGCGCCUUUGAUGUUGUUACCAAGUCAGCGUGGGGGGGGGGUAAAUGAUACAAAAGGGGAGGGGGAUCCUACGUAUAAGCCCCCCUCCCCCCUAACCUAUCCCGCUCACCUAUCCCGCUCGUCCUCCUCUAACACCCCCCCCCCCUGUGAUCCGCUACCCCUACCCUCUCCUGUUUCCUCCUCCUCCUUUUCCUCCUCCUCCUCCUCCUCUUCCUUAUCCUCCCCCUCCCUAGGACUCCUUCCACCCCUCCCCCCUCCUAUGGAAAGAGGAGGUGGAAACAAGAUAGACAAAGUAAAGGCAAAGGAAAUAGAAAGAGA